Messenger RNA from Balaenoptera musculus (blue whale), 2042 nucleotides. RefSeq lists its product as uncharacterized. The record is from RefSeq and is a predicted model, not a curated record. The transcript is spliced from 4 exons. Lineage: Eukaryota; Metazoa; Chordata; Mammalia; Artiodactyla; Balaenopteridae. The coding region runs from base 737 to 1639 and encodes 300 amino acids.
UUCAUGCCAUCGUUGAUACUUACUGGGAGAGGACUGUCUCCCAGUGAGAUGCCCUGAAAAAGGAAAGGAAAACACUAUUAACAUAAAACUUUUAAUAGCAGUUCUAGUGCCUAAUACAAUACUUCUUAUUCCUCUUGUGUUAAUUCCUCUAUGUAAGUAAGGAUAUGCUGUUGGCUACGAAUAACUCCCUUAGUUAAAUAAUGCAGGCAAUAGAAUACAUGAUGUGAGCCCAGGUGAGAACAUGCUAUGUCAGGGAAAGAUUUGUUCUUUGAACAUCGUGGGAAAUUAGAAAAGUUAUGUUAGUAUGAAAGGUCUUGUUAUUCAAAAAUUGUAAUAUCUUUCUUACCCUAGCUGUUGGCAAUCUAAGUCCACCUUGUGGACUGUCACGGAUAAUCACAGCAAUAGUGAAAACAGUCUUACUGUGAGGGGAAAUGUGUCUUAAAGCAAAUUGGACCAGCAUAAAGUGUAAUGCUGCCAGAAAAACUAAGAGAGGUCACUGCAGAUAUUUUUCCUGCAAGGAUAAAAGCCAAGAUUCCAGUUACCUCCAGUGGAUUUUCAGGCUGUGAUGAAAGCAACUGAAAUAAGUCUUCCAGAGAGAAAGAUGUGUCUGUUCCAUUUCGAUGUCUCUAGAAAAAGAAGAUGAGUCCUUCCACCUUUAACUGAGGAGACAAAAGCAACAAAACACACUGGACUAACUGAAGGACAGCACCACUGCCCCCCACUCUAAACCACAGAAAUGUUCAUCUUAAAAAAAAAAAGUGAAGGUCAAAGAAAUGGAAAUCCACAGAUGCCAGAAACAAGGAGAGAAAUCAAAGCAAGAGCAGAAAAGGAAGCUGAUGUGCUGGUGGCCCACUUGGUUUUCCUUGCUUCUCUGUUCACUGUACCAAACUAUACAACAAACGCAGCUUCCCUCUUCACACUGUGGAUGCCAGUCUUCUUCCUACCUCAAAUGAUCUCUCCGUUCAAGUACUUGAUCACAAGGAGCUCGUGUGCUCAAGCACAUUGCUUCUGCUACCCUAUCCUCUUUUCUGGGUCAACAAUUGUUUCUUGUCUAUCGGCUAAUUCCCAUCAGCCCACUAACAAAAUAACACCUCCCAUCUUGAAAAAUCCCUCCCUUGGUCCCACAUUACUCUUUACAUCCCAUCCCAUUUUUCUGCUCCUCUGGAGAGCAAAAUCCUCUCGAGAGUCAUCCGGACUCAGUGCAUUCUCUCUUGAACCUAUUUCAAUGAGGGUUUGUCUCCACCCUUCCACUGAAGCAGCACAUCAGGGUCCCCCAAGGCUACAGUUCUCCAUCUUCAACCUAUUUGACCCAUCAGCAACUUUCACCGAGUUUACUCCCUUUUUCUGGAAACAGGUUUUUCACCUGGCAUCCAAGUACCUUCUCUCUCUACUCUCCUGCCUCACCGACUACUUCUCCUUUGCUGAUUCUUCAUCUUCGCCAUAUAAACAUGGCAAUGCCCCAACGCUCAGCCUCAGGCACAGCAAGCAGUCUCUGAACUUCCCCCCCCAUUUCCCCGUUCCUGCUGCUUGUAAGGCGCUCCCUCUGCUAACCUCCCCCCAUCUCCACCCCUCCCAGCGCCCCCGCCCCCCUUCCUUCAGGUCCCUAUUCAAAUAUCACCAUCUCACUUUUCUUUCCUAAGUACUCUCUAUAAAAAAGCACCCCCCUCCCAUUAAUAUCAGUCUCUUUUAUCUUGCUUUAUUUUUUUUCCCCAUAGCAUUUAGCACCAGCUGAUAUAUAUAGUAGACCCUUAAUAAUAGUUGUUGAAUAGAUGAACUCCCAAACACAACACCCGAAGACUUUGGUAGGGAUCCGAUUUCUGAUGGGUGAGAUACCAUCGUCUUGCUCUUUCCUGCAAUUAAAACACUGAUUCCUAUCUAAAUUCAGGGAAGAAAGGAAAAGGUAGACUGGUCAUCACUCUUUUAACCUCAAUCUUUUGCCAAGGGAAGGUUUCUUUUGUUAAACCUUAAGAGAAUCUAAUUCAAAAUUCUAGAUUCCUGAGGCAGCUAACUUUGUUUACAAAUAAAUUUGCUGUUGGUGGGCA